Messenger RNA from Dermatophagoides farinae (American house dust mite), 838 nucleotides. RefSeq lists its product as uncharacterized. Lineage: Eukaryota; Metazoa; Arthropoda; Arachnida; Sarcoptiformes; Pyroglyphidae. The record is from RefSeq and is a predicted model, not a curated record.
AACACCUCGAUAAAUAAAAUUGACAUUCUAGAUAUAAUUAUUACACACACAUAUACAUAGAGAGAAAGAGAGAGAGAGAGAGAUAAACCAAAGCAAGUAAACUGUCAUAAAGAUAAAAACAAUUUAGUUGAUCAUAGUUGGCCAUUGUGAAAAGUGGUUGUUCAUUUAGAAGAAAUUUUUUGAAGCAAAAAAAAAAAAAAUAGCGCCAUGAAUCAAUUUAUGGUCACAAUCAUUUUAUUUACAUUUACGGUAGUCAUAGUUCAUGCUCAAGAUGAUGAAAGUAGCAACAAUUGUAAUAGAGCCAUCAAUGCUUUUGUUGAUGAAUGUCAAAGUGUACGAUCAAUGUUGUCAAAAGAAAAUAGUAAAGAUGAAAAAGUAAUCUGUUGCAAACAUGCACGUUACAAUCUUUGUAUGCAAGCAUUACAAAGAUUUGUAUCAUCAUCACAAACAAUAAAUGUUUGUCAGGAUUCACAAUUUGAACAGAAAAUGCAUUCAGUAGAACCAGAUGAUAAGAUAUUGGCCAUAGAAAAACAAUGUAAAUCAUUUGAUACAAAAACUUGUAUUACAAAUGUAUUGAAUGGUGCAUGGAAUACUAUUAAUCAACGUUAUAAUCUAACUGAAUUAUCAUCAUCAUUCAAUAAAAAUGUUAAUGAAGCAAUGGAAACGAUUGGUGGAUUCUUUAAAAAUAUUCAAAAUCGAAUGCAACAAUCAUCAUCUUGAAAUUUUUUUUUUUUUGUUGUAGCUGUUGUGUGUAUUAAUAAUACUAAAAAUAAAAACAUUUUCUCCCAUUCAUUUCCACCUGUGUGUUAUUGGUUGUCAAUAAAAAGCAAAAAUUUAC